Candida tropicalis MYA-3404 is the source of this 972-nucleotide messenger RNA. RefSeq lists its product as uncharacterized. The coding region runs from base 1 to 972 and encodes 323 amino acids. The record is from RefSeq and is a predicted model, not a curated record. The transcript has a single exon. Lineage: Eukaryota; Fungi; Ascomycota; Pichiomycetes; Serinales; Debaryomycetaceae.
AUGACAAGUAAACAAAUCUUAGAAAUCAUCAAUGAUGAAAGGAUAAAUGAUAAAAAUAAAAUUGAAUGUUUAUAUAAUAUAUUAAAUCAAUUAACUAAAUCUGAAUUACUUUCAAUAUUUCCAUCUUCAAUAACUUCAGAUUUCAAGUAUCGAUAUAUUAUUGAAUUAAUUAAAAUUGAAUUAUUAAUUAUUAACUAUAAUGGAGAGGAAGAAGAAGGAGGUAAAAAUAUAAUUGGAGAAUUGAUUAGUGGGAUUAAUAAGAAGAUGAUUGGAUAUAAACAUGAUUUAAAAGAUUUUAAAAGUUGGUUUAUUAAAAUUAAAUUACCUGAUUUACAAAGUGAUUAUCAAUAUUUAAUUAAAGAUUUAAAUUAUGAAAAUUUUAUUGAUUUAAUAAAUAAAAAAUUAUUAAUUAUUAAUGGUAUUCCUAAAAAUGAAUCAGAAUUUGAAGAUUUUAUAAAAAGAAUAAAUUUAAAAAUUUUACAACUUUAUUUAAUAAAUUGUUAUGAUUUUAGAAACGGUAAUAUAUUGAAUUAUUUAAAUGAUAAUUUAAAAAUUGAUAAUUAUAAUCAUGAAAUAUUUGAAAUUAUUAAUCAAACAAUUAUAAAUAAUCCAUUUGUAUUUAAAAAUUCAUUUGAACAAAUUAUAAAUUAUGAUUUUAAUAAUGGGUAUUUUAAAUUAAUUAAAAAUUAUAUGAAUAUUGAUAAUUUAUACUUAAAUAUAAUUGAAAACAACAUUAUUAAAUUAUCAAAUUAUUUCACAUUAAUCAAAAUCAAUACCAUUUAUGAUAUCCUUCAAAUUGAUGAGAAUUCAAUUGAUUUAGAAGCAUUUAUAUUUCAAAUGAUUAUAAAGAAUAAAUUUAAUAAUGAAGUCAAGAUCAAUCAGUUGGAACAAACUAUUGAUUUCAAUAAUAAAUUUGAGUACUCAAUGGAGGAUCAUAUUAAAUAUAUUGGGAAAGUAAUCAAUGAUGUAUAA